This is a messenger RNA of Trichoderma citrinoviride, 933 nucleotides long. Its product is annotated as NGG1p interacting factor 3. Gene Ontology annotation, cellular component: cytoplasm; mitochondrion. Bases 1 to 933 code for a protein of 310 amino acids. The record is from RefSeq and is a predicted model, not a curated record. Lineage: Eukaryota; Fungi; Ascomycota; Sordariomycetes; Hypocreales; Hypocreaceae. The transcript has 3 exons.
AUGACCGAAUAUCUGGACGGCGUGGGCGCAUGGGGCGCAUGGCAGGUCGAGUCGUCCAAGUUUACGCAGCUUGUCGUCGACUCCAUGCGGACGCUUUACCCCGAAGAACUGGCCGACCGAAAAUGGGACAAUGUCGGACUGCUCGUUGGCAACUCCGAGAGCGACGCAAAGAAGCUCCAGCCCACCGUCAUGGUGACAAACGACCUCACCUUCCAGGUCGCGGUGGAUGCCAUUGGCCAGGGGGUCAGCGUCAUUGUCAGCUACCACCCCUUCAUCUUCUCCGGCUUCAAGUCCGUGACCAACGACGACCCCCAGCAGGCCACGCUGCUGCAGCUGGCCAAGGCGGGCAUCGCCGUCUACUGCCCGCACACAGCCGUGGACGCUGCUCCCAAGGGCCUCAACACAUGGCUCGCCAACAUUGUCGCCGGCCCGCACAAGAACACACAGUCGGUCGCCAUCCCGUGCGCCUCGGCUCCUGAAUCCCACUCGCCGGCGGGUUACGGUACCAUCGGGCGCUUUACCAACGGCGCUGCCGUGCCGCUAGCCGAGAUCAUCAAGCGAUUGGCUCUCAAGCUGGGUGGGCUGAAGCACAUCAUGAUCGCGUCUCCCGUUGGCGCCGACAUCAGGACCACCAUGGUGCGCAGCUUCGGUGUCUGCGCGGGGAGCGGAUAUGACGUUCUCAAGUCGGCCGACGUGGACCUGCUCGUCACGGGCGAGACGAGCCAUCACUCUGCCCUGAGGGCCAUCCAGCAGGGCAGGACACUCAUCCAAGUGUUCCACAGCAACUCGGAGAGAGGGUAUCUCCGAGAAGUCCUCAAGCCCAGCUUGGAGAAGCUGCUCAGGGAGGCCCAGCCGGACGCCGAGGUGAUACUGAGCGAGUACGACUCGGAUCCGUUUAAGAUACUGGACGUGAGUACCUUGGAGGAGGACUGA